CUCACAGCUUGGGGAAAGCGUGUCGAGGUGCGCAGUUGAGGAGAGCGAGCUCUAAGGUUCGGCUGCGCUCCUAAUCCUCUUGCGAGAGGUGGGGAACCAAGCCGAGGGCGGGGCGGGAGGUGCUGGCGCCGGAGUUCCCUCUGGGGAACCGAAACCUUGACUCGAGCGACUAGAGAGAGCGGGGAUUGAGACCCUAACCAGACUCUAGUACCAAAUGGCACAGUGGGAGAUGCUGCAGAAUCUUGACAGCCCAUUUCAGGAUCAGCUGCACCAGCUCUACACAAAUAGCCUCCUGCCAGUGGACAUUCGACAGUACUUGGCUGUUUGGAUUGAAGACCAGAACUGGCAGGAAGCUGCACUGGGCAAGGAUGAUUCCAAGGCUAACAUGCUAUUCUUCCACUUCUUGGACCAAUUGAAGUACGAGUGUGGCCGCUGCAGCCAGGACCCUGAAUGCUUGUUGCUACAGCACAACUUGCGAAAAUUCUGUCGUGACAUUCAGGCCUUUCCCCAGGGCCCUACCCAAUUGGCUGAGAUGAUAUUUAAUCUCCUUCUGGAAGAAAAAAGAAUUCUGAUCCAGGCUCAGAGGGCUCAGUUGGAGCAAGGAGAGCCAGUCUUUGAAGUACCUGUGGAAAGCCAGCAGCCUGAGAUUGAAUCCCGGAUCCUGGAAUUAAGAGUUAUGAUGGAGAAGCUGGUGAAGUCCAUCAGCCAGCUGAAAGACCAGCAAGAUGUCUUCUGCUUCCGAUAUAAGACCUCAGUGAGGACAGCUUCUUUGGACCCCCAUCAGAUCAGACAGCAGCAGCUUCUGCAGGAAACUCUCAAUGAACUGGACAAAAGGAGAAAGGAGGUGCUGGAUGCCUCCAAAGCACUGCUAGGCCGAUUAACUACCCUAACCGAGCUACUGCUGCCUAAGUUGGAGGAGUGGAAAGUCCAACAGCAGAAAGCCUGCAUUGGAUCCCGUGAGGAUGGAGGGUUGGAACUUUCGCAGCUAGAGAAGUGGUUCACAGAUGGAGCAAAGCUAUUGUUUCAUCUACGGCAGCUGCUGAAGGAGCUGAAAGGAUUGAGUCACCUGGUUAGCUAUCACCAUGACCCUCUGACCACAGGAGUGGACCUGCGGGAGGCUCAGGUUACAGAAUUGCUACAGCGUCUGCUCCUCAGAGCCUUUGUGGUAGAAACCCAGCCCUGUAUGCCUCAAACUCCCCAUCGACCCCUCAUCCUCAGGACUGGGAGCAAGUUCACUGUCCGAACAAGGCUGUUGGUGAGACUCCAGGAAGGCAAUGAGACACUGACUGCAGAAGUCUUCAUUGAUAGGAACCCUCUUCAGUCACAAGGCUUCCGGAAGUUCAAUAUUCUGACCUCAAACCGGAAAACUUUGACCCCUGAGAAAGGGCAGAGCCAGGGCUUAAUUUGGGACUUCAGUUACCUGACUCUGGUGGAGCAACGUUCAGGUGGUUCAGGAAAGGGCAACAAUAAGGGGCUGCUGGGUGUGACAGAGGAACUGCACAUUAUCAGCUUCACAGUCAAAUACACCUACCAGGGUCUGAAGCAGGAACUGAAAACGGACACCCUCCCCGUGGUGAUUAUUUCUAACAUGAACCAACUCUCAAUUGCCUGGGCCUCAGUUCUCUGGUUCAAUCUGCUCAGCUCAAACCCCCAGAAUCAGCAGUUCUUCUCUAGCCCCCCCAAAGCCCCCUGGAGCUUGCUGGGCCCUGCUCUCAGUUGGCAGUUCCUCUCCUACGUUGGUCGAGGUCUCGACCAGGACCAGCUUAAUAUGCUGAGGGACAAGCUGUUUGAGCAGAAGUCUAAGAAUGAGGAUGCGUUGUUGUCCUGGGCUGACUUUACUAAGCGAGAGAGCCCCCCUGGAAAGCUACCAUUCUGGACAUGGCUGGACAAAAUUCUGGACCUGGUACAUGACCACCUGAAGGAUCUCUGGAAUGAUGGACGCAUCAUGGGCUUUGUAAGCAGGAGCCAGGAGCGCCGGUUGCUGAAGAAGACCAUGUCUGGCACCUUCCUACUGCGCUUCAGUGAAACAUCGGAAGGGGGCAUUACCUGCUCCUGGGUGGAACACCAGGAUGAUGAUAAGGUGCUCAUCUACUCUGUGCAGCCCUUCACCAAGGAGGUGCUGCAGUCACUCCCGCUGACCAAAAUCAUCCGCCACUACCAGCUGCUCACUGAGGAGAACAUACCAGAGAACCCACUGUGCUUCCUCUACCCCCGAAUUCCCCGGGAUGAGGCUUUUGGGUGCUACUAUGAGGACAAAGUUAAUCUCCAAGAACGAAGGAAAUAUCUGAAACAUAAGCUUAUUGUGGUCUCUAACAGACAGGUGGAUGAGCUGCAACAACCGCUGGAACCUAAUCUGGAGCCAGAAGCAGAGUCAUUAGAGCUGUACCCGGGGCUUGCGCCAGAGCCAGAGCCAGGGCUAGGCCUGGAGUUAGAGCCACUGCUGAAGGCAGGGCUGGAUUUGGGACCACCACUGGAGCGCAUGCUGGAGCCCACACCAGGCACAGUAUCACAAGGAAUGUCAGAGCUAAACUUGGGACCAGAACUGAAGCUGGAGCCUAUUUUAGGGCCUAUUUCACAGCCGGUGCCAGAGCCGGAUUUGCCUCAUGAUCUGGAACACUUGAACACUGAGGAGAUGGAAAUCUUCAGAAACAGUAUGAAUAUUGAAGAUAUCAUGCCAAAUGGAGACCCACUCUUGGCUGACCAGAACACCGUGGAUGAGGCCUAUAUCCUCCACCCAAGCCAUUUCCACACAGAAGGACCCUUGAUUCCUUCUGACUACUAGUAACUACAUUUCUUCAGUUCUUUCCAUGUCUUUUAUCCCUCCGACCCCCCACAUCGUGAUGUUGUUCUCCAAGAAUAGGAAAUCAGGCAUGUGCCCCUUCUAAGCUGGGUUAACCCUGUGAUAUGAGAGGUAAAAGCAUAAUAUGGGUAAGGAAGGGGCACCAAUGAAUCAGAAUAGAUGUUGGUCAUACGUCUAACUAGGAUUUUGAAAGGUGCCUGCUGUGCUGGGAGGUGUAGAAGUUCUGGGAGCAGGCCAGGACAGUUAGGAGGUACUUAGAGGGCUUAGAGCAAUUGCUUCUUUCCAGUAUGAAAGGAUUUCAGCAUUUUAAUAGCUGGUAAGACUAACCUGGUGCCUACUAGCAUUUGUCUUUAGUGGGAAACGGACACAUGAUAGGGUUCCAUUUCUUUUCUGAUUCCCUCAUGUCUAGUAUAACCUUUUUCUUUCUUCUUCCCCUCUCUCCUGACUCAAGUCCUAAAAACCUAAAUUUCUUCUUUUCCUGCAGUGAGUGAGAGCUUUCUGCCUCACCCCCAAUGUGAAGGUCCUCUCUGAGGAAGGUAGUAGGAGGUAGAUGUCCUCUUUUUACCAGUCUCCUCCCUUGCCCCCCAAGCUGGCCACACUCAUUCCUCCCCAGAAAAAUGAUCCUGCUAACCUAAUGUGCCUGUGAAGCUUUGCACAAUAACUUAUUCUGCCUAGUCUCCACUUUCCCAAUGCUUCAGAGACAAAUCAAUCCUAGAAACCAGAGAUGGUAGGGUUGCUGGGAAUUUAGAAAUGGCUUUUUAUAGUUAUUGUAUAGAAUUUGGUGUUUUUACAGAGGAAAAGAAGCCCUGGGUCUUAGAUACUUCUCUAUUAAGAUAUCAUUCCCUAUCUUUUGUAUAAUAUAUUGUUUACCUCAAAAGAGGUUUCUAUUCCUUGCGUGUAGACUUGGGCAAAGAUCAAGUUUCUGGAACUUAGUACCUUGAGGGUUUAUCAUGGGAUUCUGGACAACCUGACAUCUUAGCCAUUCCCAGGGAAUCCCAGGACAACUGCUAUUGCUCUACAGUGUGCUUCUAGUAUAACUUGAGAUAUAAAUGAAAGUGAGGCCCUGUACACAUGGCUGUUUCCUACCUGAUAUGUUAGAGUAACGGUCCUAUUCAGAAAGAGGCCUUUCUGAGCAUAAGUGGCUAAUAAACUUUGUGCUGACCUGGAA
Molecule: messenger RNA, 3968 nt
Organism: Pteropus alecto (black flying fox)
Lineage: Eukaryota; Metazoa; Chordata; Mammalia; Chiroptera; Pteropodidae
Gene: STAT2
Product: signal transducer and activator of transcription 2
Exons: 24
Coding region: 215-2782 (855 amino acids)
Biological process (GO): regulation of cell population proliferation; response to peptide hormone; regulation of transcription by RNA polymerase II
Molecular function (GO): DNA-binding transcription factor activity, RNA polymerase II-specific; RNA polymerase II cis-regulatory region sequence-specific DNA binding
Source: RefSeq, a predicted model, not a curated record